AUGGACACAGACACAGGCAUGCACCAAAACCAACACAACAACCAGCACAACAACCAACAGUUCAAAACCCUGCACAACAACCACCUCCACAACCAGCACAACAACCAGCACAGCAACCAACAGUUCAAAACCCUGCACAACAACAACCACAAACAGAGCAAGGACAUAAAAGAAGUAGAGAACAAGGAAACCAAGAAUUCUUAA
Messenger RNA from Trichomonas vaginalis G3, 204 nucleotides. Its product is annotated as protein of unknown function, DUF4106 family. The transcript has a single exon. The coding region runs from base 1 to 204 and encodes 67 amino acids. The record is from RefSeq and is a predicted model, not a curated record. Lineage: Eukaryota; Parabasalia; Trichomonadida; Trichomonadidae.